This is a messenger RNA of Triticum aestivum (bread wheat), 2168 nucleotides long. RefSeq lists its product as uncharacterized. Bases 286 to 975 code for a protein of 229 amino acids. The transcript is spliced from 2 exons. Lineage: Eukaryota; Viridiplantae; Streptophyta; Magnoliopsida; Poales; Poaceae. The record is from RefSeq and is a predicted model, not a curated record.
AAAUGCAAGCACCAAAUCGAAACAGCCCGCAGGAGGGGAGUCGAGGAGGAGUAGGGGGGAGUCGGAUCCAUGGACCUGGCCACGAAACUGGGCGGGCUUCCGCCGUUCCGUCCAGACCGACGGGUUCCACAUCGGAGGCGGGGAGCGGAGCGCCGGAGGAGCCGCGGCCUCGGCGCAGGAGGCUGCCCCUCUGGCUCCGGGCCGCAUACGAGCGAUUGCUUCCACUUCUAGCUAGGGUUUCAACCAACCUCCGAAUCCGGCCGCCGCCGUCCAACAUCGGCCGAGAUGAGGACAGAUUCAGCGCGCUCCCCGACGACGUCCUCCGAGGAAUCCUGGAGCGCCUCGACCUGCGCGAGGUGGUCCGCGCCCGCGCAGUCUCCACGCGGUGGCGGCACCUCCCCCACCUGCUCCCGCGCCUGCAUCAACGUCCGCCACUUCGUCGGAGACAAUUCGGCGGUCUUGAUCACUGGGAAUUCUCCCAUGGCCGACGUCAUGGAGGCGUUCACGGGCGCGCUGUGCAGUUUACUGUCUGCAUGUCCUCCUCCGGCCCAGUGCAAGUGCGCUAUCAAGACCCUCAGCCUCCGCUUCUUCCCUAUGUCGGACCUGAGCUCCAUAGGCCGCGCCGUCGAGGACGCUGUCGCCCGCGGUGAGAUUGAAUGCCUUGAAUUUCACACGUGCUCGCCAUACAGUUUACGGACUGGUUUCAACACUGAAGGGCUGCGUGCUGAGCUGGGGCAGCUGUUCAUGUCCUUCUCCCGUGCCUGUCCAGUUACCUUCCGGUGGCUCACGAUGCUUAAAUUCAACGACCUUGUGUUUGGCCAUUCUGACGUCACCGAUCUCAUUAGAGCUUGCGAUAGGCUCAGACACCUCACCCUGAGUUCCUGCGGACUGGUUGAUCGGCACUCUGUGCUCAAGAUCGACACGCCACGCUCCGGGCUCCACGAGCUCUGCUUCAUCGGCUUUCGUUGCAGAUAGAUCGAGUUGAUCGAUGUACCCAAACUUACAGAAGUGCGGUGCCAAUCUUCGCGCUUCGAAAACCCUCCGGUGCGGUUCGGCUACGUUCCGGAGCUUCGCUGCUUGUUCCUCAUUUCUCGUAUCAUAGGCUUUUCGGCGCCACUCGCACUGAGUGGGUGUCUACCAUGGAGUUCCAGGAACUUCUCUAAUUUGUAUCUCGAUUUUGGCAGCCAAAUGAUGUGGAUUCAGAUGGAACAUCCGAAGCAGCUCACUUUUACAUUCAGAAACCUGACCAAUGUGGGGCUUUUUGGUAUCUUUCCUGAGUGUGAUCUGAGAUGGACCAUAUUUAUCCUUGAAGCUGCAGCUGCCCUGCAAAAUUUCAGAGUUUGUCUGGUACUUAAUCUUCUCUAAGUUUAAUCCUCAUUUCUAGUAUGGCAUGUUUCCAGAAUAUUCAACAUUAACAAUGUACCAGGAAAUUGAUCCGAUUUUCAGUCACUCAUCAAACUCUAUUAGAAGUAACUAGAGGACCCGCUGUGCCAAUGGCACAAAAAAACCACUAUAGCUUGAUGCAAAAACCCACUAUAGCAUAGAGGUAUGUGCUAAUUGUGUUUGAACUGGUAACCACAGGCUUAAAUAUCAGCAAGGAGAAGAGUUAAAUGCUAAAUUGAUACAUAACUGAGCUGAACAGCUAAAGCUCGAACUUAGCAGUAGUGGAGAUUGGGGUGUUUUGGUCACCAUUAUUACACAUAGAUGAAACAUAGCAUCAAUACAUGGUAUUUAAGGCUGGAAAUGUGUAUCAACUAUAGCAGAUGAACAUGUAGUGAUUGGACGAUCUACAUCCGGAUGACCUGAUCCUCAUGAUGUUCUUGGAAGUAAUCCACAAGCCUCUGCUCGAAAGUCUCCCGUAACAGUACCGAGUUUCUCCCUUGCCCUUUGGAUAGUUCUCAACUGCAUCAACCAGGAGACUCACUUGAAGAUCUGGCCUCAUGAAGUCAUAGCGUCAUACAAAACAGUCUCUCUUUUUUUAUCGCAAUUGCACCAGAUAACAAGUACUCCCUCCGUAAACUAAUAUAAGAGCGUUUAGAAUACUAAACUAGUGAUCCAAAUGCUCUUAUAUUAGUUUACAGAGGGAGUACUUACUUUUUGCAAGGUGGCUGUAAGUAAACCUCAGAUAUACAGAAAUAUCGCAAAAUAUAAGGCAUAUCAUAAUUUCU